GCGAUCCCCCAGAUCAAACCCAGAAACGCGCAGCCCCAAGCCACGCCGUCCCAGCCCCGAUCUCUGGUUCCGUCUCCGUGCUCUGCAUCUUCAUCCACAUCCACAUCCACAUCUGCAUCCACGUCUGCAUCCACAUCUGCAUCUGCACCUGUGCUGGCGGAUCGCUCGCUCCAAUCCAGAACACACCCCACGGAACUGCCCGACAUGACGCAAGACUGGGUCUGCCCCGAGUGCGAACAGGAAAACACAGCCGAGGACCCCGAGUGCAUCGCCUGUGGCCAAGCCAAGGCAGUCUCGCCCUAUGCCGGCUUCCAGAUCGGCCUGGUCGUGGCGACGGAAGCCAUUCCCAAGACCAAGCUUCGGCAGCUCAAGAUCAAGCUCACGGACGAAGACCUUGAUCUCGACGACGACAGCGUCGACUCGUCCAAGUUAGUGACGAUCGUGACGAACGCCAAGAACGUCGACAAGGUCGGGCUCAAGGUCGUAGUGGCGACGAUCGGCACAACCGUGACGGUCGACGGCGAGGAGGUGGUCGUCAAGAAGGCCACCGUUGGCGGACGCAAGUCCGAGGGAAUGCUCUGCGAUGGGCCGAUGCUCCGAUGGAAGGGCGGUGGUGCCGGAGCGGCCGUGGUGCUGUCGGGCGACGAGUUUGUCGUUGGCAGCGAACCCCCAGCCGCCCGUCCCCGAGCCGACGCGGCCUGAAGGAUAGCAAUAUACACCCGGAUUGCCUGGAUGGACGGGCAGCGCGCCUGGCGCUGGCUGCGAUCCUUCUCGCCCUGGCGUGCAGCAGCCCUCUUCGUCCACGGUAUGCAAUA
Molecule: messenger RNA, 815 nt
Organism: Polychytrium aggregatum
Lineage: Eukaryota; Fungi; Chytridiomycota; Chytridiomycetes; Polychytriales
Exons: 1
Coding region: 205-702 (165 amino acids)
Molecular function (GO): tRNA binding
Source: RefSeq, a predicted model, not a curated record